AUAAAAUUUAAGAUGAGUUAAGAAAUCUUCAAAAGUGAUAAUUAGAAAGUACAGCUAUUAAAUGAAGGUCCUUAGAGUAUGAGAUUAGUUACUUCAGAAACUAAAUAAAUAAUCACCUAACAACCAGUGAUUGAAAUUUCAUAACAAAAAACACUAAUAUAAACCUAAAACGAAGCCCCAUUGAAACAAAUAUAAUAAUUGCCACCCCCAAGGAUUUAAAGCCAAAAUGUUUUAAGACAGAACAUGUAAAUACCAUAGGUGUCAUAUCCCGGCACCUAUAGUGUACAACAAAAUUGCUAAUAAGCCCCUCCCUUGUGCAUGAACUUAGUAGUUGUAUCAAAGGAAGAGAUAGAGACUCCUUGGAGAUUGGAAUGUGAAUAUCUUUAAUCAAUAAUUGCUGAUUUGGAAAGGAGAAAGGAAGGCAAAGUAGUUGAGAAGGUAGUAGUGGAGAAGGUGACUGACAACACUCGUGUAGAGUAACUGGAAUCCCAAUUACGGUCUUUGAGAUCGGAGAAUGAAAAUCUUAAAAGUUAAAUGAUGUAGAUGAGAAAUAAUUAUGAAUCUCAGAUAUAGAGUUUACGAGGGGACAUUUCAUUACACAGUGCCAAUGCUGCAGAUGCAAAUUCAAUGUAGGCUGAGUUCUUUGCAUUGAGAACUCAAUUAGAAGACUAGAUUGCAGGACUAAGAAGACAAUUAGCUGAUCUAGAACUUCUUUAUGCUCAAUCGCAAAGUGACAAUGAAAGAUUAAAACAAUUAAAUUAAAACAAGGAUGCGGAGAUCCAACAACUAAGAUUAUAAUUAUCUCAAUUGUAGACAAGUGCUCAGGAUACAAGCUAAUUGAGGGACCUAGAAAAUUAAUUGAGAUUGGCCAGAGAUGAAAUUUCCAGAUUAGAAAGAUAAUUGCAAUAGGCCAACCAAGAUAUUUUGAAUUGGAAGAACAAGUACACCACAAUAGAAUAGGAAUCCUACAGCAAGAACAAUGAACUCAUUAUGUAACUGAGAGAUUUAGAGAAUAAAUUAGCCAUGGUUACAGUUGAAUUAGAUAGGUUAUAAGCACAAUUGUAAAGUAAAGAUUCAGAACUUGAAGAUUGGAGAUAUAGAUACACUCAAUUGGAAUCACAAGGAACUACUGUGAUUCAAGAGAAAGUGACAUAUUUAUCAUAGGAAGUCGAAGUCUGGAAAUAAAAGUUCAUUAAGACUAAUCACGAAUACAACAAGUGUUAAGAAGAGUUGACUAUGUGUUAGGCUGAAUUGGAAUCCCUCAAGAAGAGUUAAUAGAAGAAAGAAGUGGUCGUGACCUCAAGAACUGUCACAUCAAGAACAGGUAACACUUUGUCUGUUACAGGAGGAACAACUGGAUCUUAAUCCUAAAUAAGAAGAACCGGUUAGUAAGAGUGA
Molecule: messenger RNA, 1398 nt
Organism: Paramecium tetraurelia
Lineage: Eukaryota; Ciliophora; Oligohymenophorea; Peniculida; Parameciidae
Exons: 4
Source: RefSeq, a predicted model, not a curated record